GUGGAGACUUCCCAGCAACCUAUCAGGGAGCCGUUGCCCUUGGCAACCAUGUCCAUCAGCCAUUCCCGUCCAAUGAGCGGCGGGGCCGGGCGGAGUCCAGGUGCGCCUUGGCGUCCACUUGGCAGAGAGCCGGAGAGACGCCCGUGGCGAAAAGAGUAACUGUCAAAUGCGAGGUUCCUUUAAUAAGAGCGAUCAGUCCGGCUCCGAGAGUCAUGGCGACCACAGCGUCUAAUCACUACAACAUACUCACCUCCAGCGCAUCCAUUGUGCACUCGGAGCCCGGUAGCAUGCAGCAAGCCACGGCGUACAGGGACGCGCAGACCCUGUUGCAGAGCGACUACUCCCUGCAGAGCAACAGUCAUCCGCUCAGCCACGCACACCAGUGGAUAACGGCGCUGUCGCACGGAGAGGGGGCUCCGUGGUCCUCCAGCCCCCUCGGUGAGCAGGACAUCAAACCCGCGGUGCAAGGCACCCGCGACGACAUGCACAGCUCCAGCAACCUGCAGCACCAGCCGCGGCCGCCCCACCUGGUGCACCAGUCGCACGGGAACCAUCACGACGGGCGGGCGUGGAGAACUACGACCGCGGCUCACAUACCGAGCAUGGCAACGUCCAACGGCCAAAGCCUUAUUUAUUCACAACCGGGAUUCAGCGUUAACGGCUUGAUCCCGGGCAGCGGACAGGGAAUGCACCACCACAACCUAAGAGACAGUCAUGAGGACCACCACAGCCCCCAUCUCAGUGACCACGGCCACCCGCCGUCCCAGCACCAGCAGCAGAGCCAUCACGACCACUCGGACGAGGACACGCCGACUUCGGACGACUUGGAGCAGUUUGCCAAACAGUUUAAGCAGCGGCGGAUCAAGCUGGGCUUCACGCAGGCUGACGUCGGACUCGCCUUGGGGACGCUGUAUGGAAAUGUCUUUUCCCAGACCACCAUUUGCAGGUUCGAGGCCCUGCAGCUCAGCUUCAAAAACAUGUGCAAGCUCAAACCUUUGUUGAACAAGUGGUUGGAGGAGGCGGAUUCGUCCUCGGGCAGCCCGACCAGCUUGGACAAAAUCGCUGCCCAGGGGAGGAAAAGGAAAAAACGGACCUCUAUCGAGGUAAGCGUAAAGGGGGCUUUGGAGAGCCAUUUUUUAAAGUGCCCUAAACCAGCAGCGUCGGAAAUUACAACACUGGCGGACAGUCUACAGUUAGAGAAAGAAGUGGUGAGGGUUUGGUUUUGUAACAGGAGACAGAAAGAGAAACGGAUGACCCCUCCCGGAGGACCUCUCCCUGGAAGCGACGAUGUGUACGGGGACACGCCGCCGCAUCACGGAGUUCAAACCCCGGUCCAGUGA
Messenger RNA from Lampris incognitus (smalleye Pacific opah), 1340 nucleotides. RefSeq names its product POU class 3 homeobox 2b (gene pou3f2b). NCBI's taxonomy places the organism in Eukaryota, Metazoa, Chordata, Actinopteri, Lampriformes, Lampridae. Bases 213 to 1340 code for a protein of 375 amino acids. Gene Ontology annotation, molecular function: RNA polymerase II cis-regulatory region sequence-specific DNA binding; DNA-binding transcription factor activity, RNA polymerase II-specific. Gene Ontology annotation, cellular component: nucleus. The transcript has a single exon. The record is from RefSeq and is a predicted model, not a curated record. Gene Ontology annotation, biological process: regulation of transcription by RNA polymerase II; brain development.